Ciona intestinalis (vase tunicate) is the source of this 3265-nucleotide messenger RNA. Lineage: Eukaryota; Metazoa; Chordata; Ascidiacea; Phlebobranchia; Cionidae. The record is from RefSeq and is a predicted model, not a curated record.
AUGGCUGUUGUUUCAACCAGACGACCCGAUGAUUGGACGUUAUCCUGGGUUGGCAGUGGGUCCAUAUUUGGGUGGGGGCAUAACCAUAGGGGGCAACUUGGGGGUCCAGAGGGGGCUAAGGUGAAGAUCCCGAUCCCCUGCCCCUCCCUCGCUGCAUUAAAACCCAUACAGUUAGUGGGUGGGGAACAAACCUUGUUCACUGUGACUGGUGAAGGAAAGGUGUUUGCAACAGGCUAUGGUGCUGGGGGAAGACUUGGUAUUGGUAGCAACGAGUCGGUUGCUAUUCCUACUCUAAUUGAAUCUAUACAGCAUGUCCAUAUUACACAGGUAUCAGUGAAUGCUGGAGGCAAACACAUCCUCGCGUUAUCCAACGAAGGGGAGGUGUAUAGUUGGGGGGAGGGGGUGGAUGGGAAACUGGGGCAUGGUAACAGAUCAUCGCUUGACCACCCACGAAUAAUAGAAAGCUUACGAGGUGACCUCAUAGUGAAGGUAGCAACGGGUGGUUCACAUAGCGCUGCUAUCAACGCUACUGGUGGUUUGUAUACAUGGGGUAAAGGAAGGUAUGGGAGGCUGGGGCACGAGGAUAGUGAAGAUCAACUUAAACCUAAACUGGUAAAUGCAUUGAAAGACAAUUUAGUUGUAGACGUUGCAUGCGGCAAUGGUGAUGCACAAACCUUAUGUAUAACUGAGGGUACUGGAGGUUCUAGUGUGGUGUGGUCGUGGGGGGACGGGGAUUAUGGGAAGCUGGGGAGAGGGGGGAGUGACGGAUGCAAAGUACCCGCUAUCAUUGAUACUUUGAUGGGGAAACACAUCACACAUGUUGCUUGUGGAAGUCAGUUCUCGCUUGCUUUAUCUAAGGCUGGUGGUGUUUAUACUUGGGGCAAAGGGGAUUACUACAGACUUGGCCACGGUAGCGACGAACACGUACGUCGACCCAAACUUAUUGAAUCCCUUCGUGGUAUGAAGGUGGUGGAAGUAUCUGUUGGUUCGUUGCAUUGCAUCGCGGCUGUCGAUAAUGGAGAUGUCUAUACGUGGGGGGAUAAUGAUGAGGGACAGAUAGGAGAUGGGACAACACAAGCCACUCAAAUCCCACGUUUAGUAGCUGCACUACAAGGCCAUCAUAUAUCCCAUGUGUCGUGUGGUUCCGCACACACUGUCGCGUGGUCCCUACCCUCGGAGUCGCACAACAUGCACAAGAGGCGCCGAACCGGAGCCAAGUUGCCCGACCAGAUCCCACUUGAAUACAAUCUACUACAGAACAUUCCAUUCACUGUAUUAAGGAACAGACUUAUUGUGUUGACCCAAUUCUCGGAUUUGCUCUGCCCGGUCAUUCCAUUCUUGCCACUUCACAAUGCUCCUUGUGACAUCACAGACAGUGUUGACACGCCCAUUCCCAUCGACCAAUUACGUAGCUUGCUUGUAUCUUCCGGUAAAGAACUCGUUUUCAAGAAAGUCGUCCAAGCUUCGAUGGUCCGCGACAAACAACAUGGACCAAUCAUAGAGCUUAACCGGAUACAGGUGAAGAGACACCGUGAAAAAAGUGGGUUGGCCGGUCCUGAUGGUUCACGAUCAGUGUUCGGGCAAGCCUUCCAAAAGAUGGAUUGCUUGUUGCCUGAUAGUGUGUUGUUGCCUCAUCGGAUAUGGAAGGUUAAGUUUCUAGGUGAAUCAGUAGACGACUGUGGUGGUGGCUACAGCGAAUCGAUCACCGAAAUCUGUGACGAACUACAAAACGGAUCGGUUCCCUUGCUCUCUGGCACCCCUAAUGGCCGGGAUGAGUCUGGGGCGAACCGGGAUUGCUUCAUCCUCAAUUCAACCACAUCCAGUGAGACGCAUAUCAAGAUGUUUAAGUUCCUAGGGAUCCUGAUUGGUAUUGCCAUGAGAACUGGUAGUCCACUAAGCAUCAACAUGGCUGAACCAGUGUGGAAACAACUGGCUGGCAUCAAACCUUGCUUGAAGGAUAUAUCAGAGAUUGAUAAGCAUUUUGUGCCAAAGUCGGUUUUCAUCCGAGAUUGCGAAGCCGAUGAGUUGGAAUCGAUGCAAAUACAGUUUGCUACUCAUUCUGCUUGUGGGGAGGAAAUACCACUGGGAAGCACCCACCAAGUGGUGACCGCUCAAAAUCGCAACGAAUACAUCAGGCUUGCAAUACAAUACAGAUUGCAUGAGUUUGACCAGAUGGUGGCAGCAGUGAGGGAAGGAAUGUCGUUCGUGAUUCCCGUGCCUUUGUUAUCCCUGUUUACCGCAAGUGAAUUGGAAACCACGGUAUGUGGAAGUCCAGACAUUCCCCUUCACUUGCUCAAGUCAGUCUCCACAUGCAAAGGUAUCUCCCCUAAUGAUGAACUCAUCCGAUGGUUUUGGGAAACGCUUGAAUCUUUCUCGGACGAGCAACGUUCACUGUUCCUUAGGUUUGUGUGGGGGAGGACACGACUCCCGAGGUCAAUCGCUGAUUUCAGGGGAAGAGACUUUGUCAUACAAGUUCCUGACAAGUACCACCCACCAGACCAUUACCUCCCAGAGUCCUACACAUGUUUCUUUAUGUUGAAGCUACCAAGAUACAGUUGCAAGCCUGUAUUGGAAGAGAAGUUAAAAUACGCGAUCCACUUCUGCAAGUCAAUUGACACAGAUGAUUACGCGAGGAUUGAUUUGCUUGACUUUGAUGUCAUGGAUGAAGUGUCGGCUGAUGUUCUUACCACGCGUGCCGCACGUGCUGCACAACAGCGCCGAAGUGUCAUCGAAUCAAGAUUCGGAUUCGAUUUCUCAAGUUCGGAUGAAUCGUUUAACCCAGAUGAAGGUUUCUUCAGGUUGUCAACAUCCAGUGAAACAGAGAGAGAUUGGGAAAUGCUGGUGUAAAAUAUAAAUAUAGUAGGGUGGGGGUAGAUAGGACAAUUAUUAUAUCCUUAUUGUAUACCAGUGUUAAUUGUUUUAAACACGAUCAGGUUAUUUGGAUAUUAUGUGCUAAAGGUGUCCUAUCUUUCCCCACCCUACCAUACAUUUCAAGGCCUACUAUAUCUCCUUUCAACAAUAUUUAUUUUAUUUCUUAUUCCUUUUGUACCAAUAAUUGGACAAUAUGUUAUUUACUUCUCUUUCUUUGUUUUGAAAGUGAGGAAUUAGACAAAAAUGUUUUGCAACUGUAUUGCUUAUUUUAACCAAUGUGCUGAAUUCAAAUUGCCUGUUUUGUGAAGUUUUUGAAACCAGAAAUGUUGUGUCUCGUAGUAUAUUUAACUGUGAGAUUUGGAUAAACACAUGAAUAAAUAAUAUGUGGAAUUCA